GACUGAACCAGAGCGCGAGGACAGCAGCUCGCUCGACCAUGGAGAACCGACACCAAGUGGCUGCACCUGCACGAGGCGAGGUGUGGGCCGAGAUGAAGAAGCAGGUGCGCCUCGCCGCGCCGCUCGCCGCGGGGUUCCUCCUGCAGAAGGUGAUCCAGACGAUCUCCAUCAUGUUCGUGGGGCGGCUCGGCGAGCUGCCUCUCGCCAGCGCGUCCCUGGCCACCUCGUUCGCCAGCGUCACCGGCUUCAGCCUGCUGACAGGCAUGGCGAGCAGCCUGGACACGCUGUGCGGGCAGGCGUUCGGCGCGGCGCGGCACCAGCUGCUGGGCGUGCACAAGCAGCGGGCGAUGCUGGUGGUCGGCGCGGCGAGCGUCCCCGUGGCGCUCGUGUGGGCCUACACCGGCGACAUCCUGGUGUGGUUCAGGCAGGACCGGGAGAUCGCGGCGGGCGCCGGCAGCUACAUCCGGUGCCUGAUCCCGGCGCUGUUCCUGUUCGGGCAGCUGCAGUGCCACGUCCGGUUCCUGCAGCCGCAGAACGUGGUGGUGCCGGUGAUGCUCAGCUCCGGCGCCACCGUCGCGCUGCACGUGGCCGUCUGCUGGCUGCUGGUGCGCAGGCUGGGCCUGGGCGCCGACGGCGCCGCGCUGGCCAACGCCGUCUCCAACCUCGCCAACCUGUCCGCCCUGGCGCUCUACAUCCGGCUCUCGCCGUCCUGCAAGGACACCUGGGCGGGGUUCUCGCGCGAGGCGUUCCGCGGCAUUCUCGUCUUCUUGAAGCUCGCCGUGCCUUCGGCUGCCAUGGUCUGCAUGGAGUGGUGGUCCUUCGAGCUCCUGGUUCUGCUUUCCGGCCUUCUCCCUAACCCCAAGCUUGAGACCGCCGUCAUGUCGAUCUGCUUCAACACUUACGUCUUCGCAUUCAUGUUCCCAAUGGGGCUCGGUGCUGCAGCAAGCAUACGCGUCUCCAACGAGCUUGGUGCAGGACGGCCACGCGAGGCCCGCCUGGCGACUCGGGUGGUCAUGCUCCUGGCCUUCUCCCUGGGCGUCUCGGAAGGCCUUGUCAUGGUGCUGGCGCGCAGCCUGCUCGGCUACGCCUACGCCAACGACAAGCAAGUCGCCUUGUACACCUCUAGGUUGAUGCCGAUCCUCGCCGCCUCCACCCUGUUUGACUGCCUCCAGUGCGUCCUAUCAGGUGUUGUCAGGGGCUGUGGCCGACAAAAGAUGGGCGCCUUUAUCAACGUUGCGGCAUUCUACAUUGUCGGCAUCCCUGUAGCGUCCGUUUUCGCCUUCGUUCGUCACCUCGGUGGAAUGGGUCUUUGGUUUGGGAUCUUGUGCGGAGUAGCAGUGCAGAUGAUCCUGCUUCUUUGCAUCACCUUGUACACUAACUGGAACAAAGAAGUAUCGAAGGCAAAUGACAGGCUUUUCAGCUGUUCUCUUCCUGUCAACGACACCAUAACAUCGGGUGUUAGCGAGCAGGGAAAUGGAUGUAGUUUUGUUGGGAACAAGGAUGGUGCUAAUGGAGACAUUGAGCUGACAAGUGGUCUCAACAAAGGUUGAUGGCUACAAUGCUACUUUUCUACUCAUCUAUUUAGCUUAAUUGUAGGCUGGUAAAUAGCAUCCAGUGGAAUGUACGUACUCACUGCUUAGCCUUCAGUUGAAAGCAGCAAACCAUGGUGGUCGU
Molecule: messenger RNA, 1674 nt
Organism: Zea mays
Lineage: Eukaryota; Viridiplantae; Streptophyta; Magnoliopsida; Poales; Poaceae
Biological process (GO): xenobiotic detoxification by transmembrane export across the plasma membrane
Cellular component (GO): membrane
Molecular function (GO): antiporter activity; xenobiotic transmembrane transporter activity
Source: RefSeq, marked provisional